AUGAAAAUGAUACCGAAGAGACCUUGCUCAAAUGCAUCGAAGCGUUUCAGGUGCAACGGCGUUUUGGAAGGUGUCCGAAUCUGUCGCCAAGGCUAUCCAAAUCGUCUUCCAUUUGACGAAUUCAUCAACAGAUAUAAACUUCUCUCAUCAGGUGGUCAGUUUGAAGCAGACUCUGAAGGUGCUUCUCAGCUGUGUCGCAUUUUGAAACUUGAUCCAGCGCGUGCACAAAUCGGAACCACUAAAGUGUUCUGUAAAGUUGGAGUUAUAUCACAGCUGGAAAGUCGUCGUCGUGCCCAGCUGAGUGCUAUCGUUUGUGGCAUUCAAGCAACCAUUCGGUGGUACAAUGAGCAACUGCGAUUUAGCGAAAAACUAAAAGAAAGAAAUGCAACACUCACCAUACAAAGGAACGUAAGAACAUACGUGGAACUAUCCACAUGGAAGUGGUAUCGUUUAUACGGUCAUAUCAAGGAAAUGAUUCCAAUGAAUAAGGACCGAGAACGACUUGAAGAACUCGAAAACGAGAACGAACAAUUGCUACAUGUAGGAAAUUUUGUUAUUCUGAAAGCCUAA
Anisakis simplex (herring worm) is the source of this 570-nucleotide messenger RNA. NCBI's taxonomy places the organism in Eukaryota, Metazoa, Nematoda, Chromadorea, Rhabditida, Anisakidae. The record is from the annotation of a GenBank genome assembly.